This is a messenger RNA of Phragmites australis (common reed), 1399 nucleotides long. Its product is annotated as zinc finger protein WIP2-like. The record is from RefSeq and is a predicted model, not a curated record. Gene Ontology annotation, biological process: regulation of gene expression; anatomical structure development. Gene Ontology annotation, cellular component: nucleus. The coding region runs from base 51 to 1250 and encodes 399 amino acids. NCBI's taxonomy places the organism in Eukaryota, Viridiplantae, Streptophyta, Magnoliopsida, Poales, Poaceae. Gene Ontology annotation, molecular function: DNA-binding transcription factor activity. The transcript has 2 exons.
AGCUAGUAGUGGCCGAUAAGUGAGCGCAAGCUACUAGCAGCUGCCGCGUCAUGGAGAACCCAUACACGAGCUUCUUCAAGAGCCACCCCCACCACCACCGCUACCACUACCACCCCGCGCCGUCUGCCGCCUACUCGCUCCCUUUCUUCCCUACACUGUCGCCUGCCCCGAUGGCGCCGCCGCCGUCUGCCCCGUCCUCGCCCCCGCUCCGGGAAGCCCUGCCCCUCCUCUCGCUCGCCCCCGCCUCGCGCGGUCUCACGCGACAAGUAGAGCAGCGCGGGCGGGCAGCGGUGGAUUCUGACGAGGACGCGGACGCGGAGGAAGAGGAGGUGGAGGGUCCCGCGAGUAGUAACCACGGCCAGCAGCGCUUGGGAGGGCUCUUCGCCGAUCUGAACGCCAAGGCGGCCCGCGACUCGAUGGACGCGGAGGCCACCGCCGGCUCCGGCUCCGCGGCGGGCGACGUAAUGGUGACGCUGCGCAUCGGCCUGCCGACGAAUAGCGCCGGCGCGGCAGACCUCGUCUCGGGGAUCUCGGGCGCCCGCAGGCAGGACGACGGCAUCGAGGAGGACGAUGGGAGGAAUGGUGCUGAGAACGGCGGCGGCGGGGAGGAGGACGAGGAGGCCGCGGCGCCGCCGCUAGGGUUCCCGUCGACGCCGAUCGGGCGGCUGAACAAGGGGCAAUACUGGAUCCCGACGCCGUCGCAGAUCCUCAUCGGGCCGACCCAGUUCUCCUGCCCCGUCUGUUUCAAGACCUUCAACCGAUACAACAACAUGCAGAUGCACAUGUGGGGCCACGGGUCGCAGUACCGCAAGGGCCCGGAGUCGCUGCGCGGCAUCCAGCCGACGGCGAUGCUGCGGCUGCCGUGCUACUGCUGCGCGCCGGGGUGCCGCAACAACAUUGACCACCCGCGCGCUAAGCCGCUCAAGGACUUCCGCACGCUGCAGACGCACUACAAGCGCAAGCACGGGCUGAAGCCCUUCCUGUGCCGCCGCUGCGGCAAGGCCUUCGCCGUCAAGGGAGACUGGCGCACGCACGAGAAGAACUGCGGCAGGCUCUGGUACUGCCUCUGCGGCUCCGAGUUCAAGCACAAGCGCUCGCUCAAGGACCACGCCCGCGCCUUCGGCCACGGACACGGCGCCGUCGGCGGCGGCGGAUGCAGCGGCCUUGACGAGGACGAGGACGGGGCCGUCUCGGAUGUCGAACACGACGGCGCCGCGGCGGUGGCCAGGCCGAUGCGAUCGAUUGAUUGAACGAGCUCUCUCACCUGCUGAUCGAUCAUAUGUACACACAGACCAUAUGAGAGGCCAGGCCAGCCUGUGCACGUACGUGCAAAACAAUAUGUGUUGUACUAUAAAGAGUUGAGAUGAUCUUUUAUUUCAUUGCUGCUGUUCUUUUCUCU